Mercurialis annua (annual mercury) is the source of this 3346-nucleotide messenger RNA. Its product is annotated as DExH-box ATP-dependent RNA helicase DExH10. NCBI's taxonomy places the organism in Eukaryota, Viridiplantae, Streptophyta, Magnoliopsida, Malpighiales, Euphorbiaceae. Gene Ontology annotation, cellular component: nucleus. The transcript is spliced from 17 exons. Bases 122 to 3091 code for a protein of 989 amino acids. The record is from RefSeq and is a predicted model, not a curated record. Gene Ontology annotation, molecular function: RNA binding; RNA helicase activity; ATP binding. Gene Ontology annotation, biological process: RNA catabolic process; maturation of 5.8S rRNA.
UUUCCGGAACACGAUCAAACCUAUUGUUUGGCGCCUGACUGCCGCCUCCUCCUCUUCCAUUUCACUGUCGAUUUUCUUGCUUAUUUCAGAGAAAAAAAAAACACUCCGAAAAACCUCACAAAUGGAAGAAACACAAACUCCGCCGCCUCCGAAGCGGAAAACACCGGAGGAAGCACAAAUUGGGGAAACCCCACAGCAGGAUUCCGCUCAAAAGCGACGAAACCAAACCCGGACUUGCGUCCACGAGGUUGCUGUACCAGCCGGGUACGUUUCAACUAAAAACGAAACUCUUCACAACACUCUCUCUAACCCUCAAUUUAACGGCGAAAUGGCCAAGAAAUACCCGUUUCCACUCGACCCGUUUCAGACAGUAUCCGUUGCAUGCUUAGAAAGAAACGAGUCUGUUCUUGUUUCCGCUCACACCUCCGCCGGUAAAACCGUGGUGGCGGAGUACGCCAUUGCUAUGGGCUUUAGAGAUAAACAACGAGUUAUUUACACUUCCCCGUUAAAAGCUUUGAGUAAUCAAAAGUAUAGGGAGUUGCACCAGGAGUUUCAAGAUGUCGGGUUAAUGACCGGCGAUGUGACCUUAUCUCCCAAUGCUAGUUGCUUAGUUAUGACCACUGAGAUUCUUAGGGGUAUGCUUUAUCGAGGCGCCGAGAUUUUGAAAGAAGUUUCUUGGGUUAUUUUUGAUGAGAUUCAUUAUAUGAAGGAUCGCGAACGGGGGGUUGUUUGGGAGGAGAGUAUUAUAUUUUUGCCUCCUGAGAUUAAGAUGGUUUUUCUUUCGGCAACUAUGUCAAAUGCUACGGAAUUUGCUGAGUGGAUUUGUCAUUUGCAUAAGCAGCCUUGUCAUGUUGUUUACACCGAUUUUCGACCUACUCCUUUGCAGCAUUAUGUGUUUCCAAUGGCGGGUGCUGGCUUGUAUCUUGUUGUUGAUGAGAAUGAGCAGUUUAGGGAGGACAAUUUUAUGAAACUUCAAGAUACCUUUGCCAAGCAGAAAAUUGGGGAUGGGCAUAAGAGCUCGAAUGGUAAAGGAAGUGGAAGAAUUGCUAAAGCUGGAAAUGCUUCUACCGGGUCUGACAUUUACAAAAUUGUCAAGAUGAUUAUGGAACGAAAAUUUCAACCUGUCAUAGUGUUCAGCUUCAGUAGAAGAGAGUGUGAACAACAUGCAAUGUCUAUGUCCAAGCUUGAUUUUAACACCCCAGACGAAAAGGAUCUCGUCGAGCAAGUGUUCAAAAAUGCAAUACUCUGCUUAAAUGAGGAAGACAGAGAGUUGCCUGCUAUUGAGUUGAUGUUGCCGCUACUUCAGCGAGGCAUUGCUGUACAUCAUUCUGGUCUCCUUCCUGUCAUUAAGGAACUUGUAGAGCUUCUUUUCCAGGAAGGCCUUGUAAAGGCCUUAUUUGCUACAGAGACAUUUGCCAUGGGUUUAAACAUGCCAGCAAAGACUGUUGUUUUCACAGCUGUUAAGAAGUGGGAUGGUGAUAGCCAUCGCUACAUUGGAUCCGGAGAAUAUAUCCAGAUGAGUGGAAGGGCUGGGCGGCGUGGUAAAGAUGAUCGUGGUAUUUGUAUAAUAAUGAUUGAUGAACGGAUGGAGAUGAAUACAAUUAAGGACAUGAUUUUGGGUAAACCAGCUCCCCUAGUUAGUACAUUCAGACUGAGCUACUAUUCUAUUUUGAAUCUAAUGAGGCGCGCUGAAGGCCAGUUCACUGCUGAACAUGUGAUAAAAAAUUCAUUCCAUCAGUUUCAGUAUGAGAAGGCUUUACCUGACAUAGGGAAUAAAGUUUCUAAACUGGAGGAGGAAGCUGCUAUGCUGGAUGCUUCAGGAGAGGCUGAAGUAGCUGAAUAUCAUAACCUAAAGCUGGAGAUGGCCCAACUUGAGAAGAAGAUGAUGACAGAAAUUAGAAGGCCUGAAAGGAUUCUAUUAUAUCUUUGCACUGGUCGACUGAUCAAGGUAAGAGAAGGUGGAACUGAUUGGGGUUGGGGAGUUGUAGUAAAUGUUGUUAAAAGACCUGUUACUGGGUCAGUGCCAUCCCGUGGUGGCUCUUAUAUAGUGGAUACUUUACUUCAUUGCUCACUUGGAUCAAAUGAGAGUGGUUCGCGGCCAAGACCUUGCCCACCACGUCCUGGAGAAAAUGGUGAGAUGCAUGUGGUCCCUGUCCAGUUGGAUCUGAUAUCUGCUCUAAGUAAAGUCAGAAUAUCUGUUCCUUCUGACCUUCGACCACUAGAAGCAAGACAAAGUAUACUGCUGGCAGUGCAGGAGUUGGGUACUCGGUUUCCUGAAGGUCUUCCCAAACUAAAUCCUGUGAAGGACAUGCAAAUUGAGGAUCCUGAAAUUGUUGAUUUGGUUAACAAAAUUGAGAAUAUGGAAAAGAAAUUGCUUGCUCAUCCACUGCAUAAGUCUCAAGAUCUGAGUCAGAUCAAAAAUUUCCAAAGGAAGGCAGAGGUCAAUCAUGAAAUUCAACAACUCAAGUCAAAAAUGCGGGACUCGCAGCUCCAGAAAUUCCGUGAUGAAUUGAAGAAUCGUUCACGGGUUUUGAAAAGGCUUGGACAUAUAGAUGCAGAUGGCGUGGUCCAGCUAAAAGGCAGGGCAGCAUGCUUGAUAGACACAGGAGAUGAACUACUUGUUACUGAACUGAUGUUUAAUGGUACCUUUAACGAUCUCGAUCAUCACCAAGUUGCGGCUCUUGCAAGUUGCUUCAUUCCAGUAGAUAAAUCAAAUGAGCAAAUACAUUUGAGGUCAGAGCUUGCCAAACCAUUACAACAGCUCCAAGAAAGUGCAAGAAAAAUAGCAGAGAUACAAUUUGAAUGUAAAUUGGACGUAAAUGUGGAUGAGUACGUGGAAUCAACAGUGAGGCCAUUCUUGAUGGAUGUGGUUUACUGUUGGUCGAAGGGAGCUAGCUUUGCAGAAGUCAUACAAAUGACAGAUAUCUUUGAAGGUAGUAUCAUCAGGAGUGCAAGGAGACUAGAUGAGUUUCUGAACCAGUUGAGUGCUGCUGCGCAAGCUGUGGGGGAAGUCAGUUUGGAGAAGAAAUUUGCGGCAGCAAGUGAAACCCUUCGUCGAGGUAUUAUGUUUGCCAAUUCUCUUUAUCUAUGAGUGAUGUUCUUGCAGGCUCUUAUGACCGGGAAAUUCAAUCAACCGUGCCCUAUUGAUAGAAAAGUGUACACUGCUAGCUUCUUAAGAUGUGCCCUGAACAUAUACAAGUAUAGGUUCUCUAUUUCACACUCUCAGCUCUUCAUGCAAUAAGUUUUUUUUCUUUCAAAUGUUGCAUAUAGUGUGCGGGUUGUACAUUACAAUAUGAGAAAUGACAUUGAUUGAAAGCCUUUUCUAUUGAGUAUGCUCUUAACUGUC